Sciurus carolinensis (gray squirrel) is the source of this 474-nucleotide messenger RNA. Its product is annotated as neutrophil antibiotic peptide NP-1-like. NCBI's taxonomy places the organism in Eukaryota, Metazoa, Chordata, Mammalia, Rodentia, Sciuridae. Gene Ontology annotation, biological process: antibacterial humoral response; defense response to Gram-positive bacterium; cellular response to lipopolysaccharide. Gene Ontology annotation, cellular component: extracellular matrix; extracellular region. The record is from RefSeq and is a predicted model, not a curated record. The transcript has 3 exons. The coding region runs from base 82 to 363 and encodes 93 amino acids.
AGCCUCAGGAGACCGGGGACUCAGGACUGUUCUCUGCCUGCUUCUGUUCAUCAAGCUAGCUGAGCAUCUGUGACUCCAGCCAUGAGGACCCUCGCCCUCCUCGCUGCCCUUCUCCUGCUGGCCCUCCAGGCCCAGGCUGAGCCUCUCCCAGGACAUGCUGAGGAGGCCCCAGACCAGGAGCAGUCGGGAGAAGAGGACCAGACCCCAACCAUCUCCUUUACAGGGCUCGGGAACUCUGCUGAGGACACAGGUCUCAGGGCAGGCGUGGUCUGCCGCUGCAGAAGACCCAACUGCGGGUUCCUGGAGCGCACCGCAGGAGCCUGCAGACUCAAUGGCGUCUAUUACAGACUCUGCUGUCGCUGAGCUGAGCAUGGAGAACAACAGAGAAACAAGUCACAAGAAGCUUGGAGAUCUAGGAGGGAGCUGCUAUUUUACCUGGGCCCGGCAUCACUUUCCUUCCCCAACCCAAAUAAA